This is a messenger RNA of Candoia aspera, 2931 nucleotides long. RefSeq names its product translocase of inner mitochondrial membrane 10B (gene TIMM10B). The record is from RefSeq and is a predicted model, not a curated record. The transcript is spliced from 3 exons. NCBI's taxonomy places the organism in Eukaryota, Metazoa, Chordata, Lepidosauria, Squamata, Candoiidae. Bases 60 to 404 code for a protein of 114 amino acids. Gene Ontology annotation, cellular component: mitochondrial intermembrane space chaperone complex.
AAGCGACGUCGAGCGCGGCGGAAGUGGCGUCGCGGCGGAGGGGAGCGCGCCGAGCCCGCAUGGAGGAGCCCGCGCCGGAGCCUGAGCCGCAGCAGCUGCGCAGCCUGCGCGACUUCCUGCUGGUCUACAACCGGAUGACCGAACUCUGCUUCCAGCGCUGCGUCGCCAACCUCAACUACCGCGCGCUGACCCGCGACGAGGAGGCCUGCCUGGACGGCUGCGCCGGGAAGCUGGUGCGCUCCAACCACCGUCUAAUGGCCGCCUACGUGCAGCUGAUGCCCUCCGUCGUCCAGCGCAGGAUCGCGGACUACGAGGCGGCCGGACGCGCCGCCGCCCCCCCGGGCCCCACGCCUCCUGCCCCCGCCGCCGCCCUCCCGGGGCCCGAGGGGUUUGGCGCCUCUUGACCCGCGCGCCCGCCCGCCCAGCCGCUGCCUCCGGUAACCCCCUUCCCCGCUCCCCUCCCCGGGAUGCCCAUUUUGGAAGAAGCGUCUUGAACCCCCGAAGUGCGCGCUUGCCUGUCACGCUGAUCGCGGCGGCUUUCGAAAACACGACGGCCGUCUGGAAGCCUUGUCUGUGCCGGUCUGCCUUCCGUGGACUCCCGCGCUGCCGAGCCGCUGCCCCCCACCCAACCCUUCUCGCUGGAAAGACCCUCCGCCUGUGGGGAGCAAGGCCGCAUUGAAUCCCCCGCUCUUUCCUUAGAACUUGGCCGAAGAGAUGCUUACUGAUCUGCGGGGAUGGGGUGGUGGCUGAGUGGAAAUUAUUUUGGGAAUGUGCUAGGUCACAAACAGAAGGAGGCACUCAUGAAGUGUUCAGGGGGAGCUUACCAUAACAUAAGGUCCUAGCCUAGGCAAAUGAUCUUUCAUUUCCUUUAAACAGAGAUCCCAAAGCAGUUUGCCUCUGCCUGCCCCCACCAGCUGGCCUUUGUCUAACAGACCCUUAUUCUCCCCUUCCCAAACCAAGAUAGAGGCGUGAUUCUAACACAGCCCCACCAAAAGUAUCCUGGGAAGGAACAGUUCCGCUUCUCCUGCGCGGGUCAAGGACCGUGCCCAGUUCUGGGCUGUGUGCUUGAAGGAGGAUCCAGAUAACCUAGAAUGGGCACCAUUGGGAUUGGCAUGGGUGGAAUUGCUUAGCCAAAGGGCUCCUGGUUGGCCUCACUUCUUCGAAAUGGCCUUGGGAAGUCCUGCAACUCGUGUUGCGAUUAGCUCCGUGCUAUCUUGAGUCUGUGUUGCUUGUGUGUUGAGCAGGCAAGCCCAUUUCUUUCAGUCGCCGCAGCGGUGCAUCCCAGGCCACAUUGAGCACACCGGCUCAGCUUCCAAAUUCAGCCACCGUGGCUUUUCCCCAAGGGGUUCCUUCUUCAAAGGCAACGGGGAGAGAGCAGCUCCGCAGGUUGGUGCUCCCUGUGGGUGGAAAUUGCCAGAUAAAAUUUGGCCCAGAACGAGAAAGAAAACCAUUGUGGGCCAGAGAACAUCACUUCUGAAGGCCGGUUCUUGUGCUCCUGAGGAAUUGGCUGGACAGAGGACACCGAUGAGUUCAGCGUCUUGAGGCUGACAGCAGCAAGGUCAGGACGUUUUCCAGGGCUUGGUGUGCAGGACCAAGCAUUCCUGACAUAGCAGUUCAGUAGUGGUACCAGCAAUCCAGAGAGGCCAGGGGCUCUCCUUCCCUAGAUGUCUUCAAGCAGAGGCCCAGCAGCCACCUGCUGCAAAAGCCUUAAUUUCACCCAGUUCGAUACAGAGACUUUUGGAACUCUGUUCAUACAACGUGUUGAACUGGGCAUCUGUUCAAGGGAAGGUAAAGACUUGCUUGUCGAGCUGGGCUCCUGGUAGCCGCAUUAAUAUAUCCACAUACUUUUUGGGCAACGGUGGGAAAGUGGUUUGCUACUGAUUUUUGCUAGAAUGGUCUCUUGUUGAGGACUGGGUUAACAAAACACAAUUGGUUGGAUUGGAUUUUAGUAUAUGUUGAAUUCAGUAACUGACUUAGCUCAUUUUCUGGAUGCACACUAUAUUGGGAUCAUAAAGUAAUCAAACAAUCUUGGUUCUUGCAACGUAUUAGGUGAUGAAAGUGAAAGUCAGUUUUCUAACUGACUUGGCUAGUGAAGAACUUCAUGCUGCAUGUACAGAAACUGUCAUGGCUCCGGUUCUGAACCCAGUGAAUUGGUACUCCUGACACAGACCGAUCAGGAAUAUGGGCUAGUAGUUAGUAGUCCAGUCUAUAGUAGUCUGUCGAGUCGUUUACAACUCAUGGCGACCCUACGUUCUGUUAUACGUAGGGUCGCCAUGAAUCGUAAAAGACUGACGGCAACAACAGUCCAAAGCACGUCAAAGAUUUGAGUAACUUGGUAAAUCACAAGUAACUGUAUAAGUACAUUCAUCCCCGCUCCCACCAAGGAUCUCUGGCGCCCUGCUCCCUUCCGCGUCUGGCACUCCUCCGUGUGAAUCCGCUGAUCGUGUGCGUGUGUGCGUUUGUCCAGGGUGCUGAAUUAACGUGUCUGAGUGCUGGUGAGUCCACAAAGGCUGGUCUGCCACAUUCUGCACAUUUGCCCCUUCCUGUUGCUGUAUUCCAUCAAUGGGCUGGUGGGUGCUUCUCUCUUGGUGCCGCGCUGGGGGCGCCUUAUGGCAGGAUGACACCCAGGGCGGGGGGGGGGGCAUCCUGACAGAAACAUUAACCAAUUGUGGGAUUUAUCCCUUAAGAUCUAUACCUGGCUUUACUAAAUAGGAACAUGUCCUGGUUACUCAUACAUUACACGGUUCAGUUUUAUGGUUGGUGGUGGGGAUCCACAUUUGGGAAGUGCGGGGCAGUAGAACUUUAUGCCAUCGGGGUGCGCAGCUCAAAGUUUUGCUAUUCUGCAGGUCAUGGAGAAGUCAUGCAAGAAAGAUAUUUUAUUGUAUAUUUGUCAAUUUAGAGAAAGCAUACAAUAAAGUGAAUAUGCUUAAA